Molecule: messenger RNA, 411 nt
Organism: Marmota flaviventris (yellow-bellied marmot)
Lineage: Eukaryota; Metazoa; Chordata; Mammalia; Rodentia; Sciuridae
Source: RefSeq, a predicted model, not a curated record
AUGCUGUUCCUUGCAGAGACAGGAAAUGCAGCAGUGCUCUGGUUCCACAUGUGCUCCAACGCCUUCUCUGUCUACAUCCUAAACCUGGCUGCUGUUGACUUUCUUUUCCUUUGUAUCCAAGGUUUCCUAGUAACCUGGGUUGGGACCAACAUGGGUAAGUUCUUAUCAUAUGUUCUUCCACUUCCAUAUCUCUGGUCCUCUGGCAACAGCUGCGCCAACACCAUCAUUUACUUCCUCACUGGCUCCUUUAGGCAGCCGCUUCUACAGUGGCCGAGUCUCCAGCUGUUUGUCCAGGGGGCUCUGCAGGAUUCUCCCAAGGAAGAUGAAUGUGGAGACAGCCUUUCUCAGGAAGCCCUGGAGAUGUCAGGCAGCAGAGGAGAUGGUAAUGAAGAUCAGACAGAUUGGCUCUGA